Messenger RNA from Pochonia chlamydosporia 170, 2178 nucleotides. Its product is annotated as nitrogen regulatory protein OTam. Gene Ontology annotation, cellular component: nucleus. Gene Ontology annotation, biological process: DNA-templated transcription. The coding region runs from base 1 to 2178 and encodes 725 amino acids. The transcript has 2 exons. The record is from RefSeq and is a predicted model, not a curated record. Gene Ontology annotation, molecular function: DNA binding; DNA-binding transcription factor activity, RNA polymerase II-specific; zinc ion binding. Lineage: Eukaryota; Fungi; Ascomycota; Sordariomycetes; Hypocreales; Clavicipitaceae.
AUGGCCCACAACUCCUCAGUUCAGCGAACGGCACCUAUUGCCAUCGCUCCGAAGCCCCCAAGGCGAGACCCAGCACCACAGCGACAGGACAGCUUGCACAGAUUUGAGAUUGGUCCCAGUAGCGUUCAAACUGGAGCCUCUAUGGAAUCUUCUUCUUUAGCCGGGUCGACUAUGGCUCCAUGCCAAGCAUGCCGGUUUUCGGGAACCAAAUGUGUUCUCAGUGAUGACGAGGACGGAUGUGCCGCAUGUCAAGCCAACGGUUCCGAGUGCUCUUACCUAUCGAGUUCUUUGGCAAGUCCUCAAACCCGUAAGAGAAAAAUGAAUGGAAUAUCAGUCCGAGACAAUACUUUUGGCAAGCGAAGCUCACCCAAUAUUUCUACUCGUAGACUAGGAAACUCCAGCCUAUCCAGCACAGCUGCGAGCAGCUCCUUUCUCGAGGACCUGGCGAAUGUAGGCGGCCCAACCAUGCUUAAGAGAACCCUCGGCAUGCAAAAUGACCGUUUCAGUCAAUAUAUCGGCCUUACAACUGAUUUUGAGCCGUCACUCAUCAAUCUCUCUACGUUCGAUCCGCAAGAUGAGAGCCUGUUAGCCAGAGGCACACUGCGAAAGGUUAGCGAUAACGACACAUUUUUGAUGUUGCCGGACAGCAGUACCUCCGGUUACGAGCAUGUUAUCGAAGACUCGGAUGCCAUCGAGGCUGUGGUGUCGCCGCAUGGGCGGAAGUUAAUCGAUCUGUACUUCCGAAUAGUGCAUCCGGCAUUCCCAAUAAUUCAGAAACACGUCUUCUUGGAGAAAUACGAGCGAUCUCACCGAGAGUUCUCACCUCCGAUCCUGGCUGCAGUUUACAUUUUGGCAAUCAAUUGGUGGGAUCACAAUGAGGAGCUCUCGCGCCUACCGCGUCCUGAUGUACGAGAACUGGAGAGGCUCAUUCGCAGCACACUGGCAGAUGCCAUGAACAGGCCGAAGUUAUCUACUAUCCAAGCAGGCUUGCUGUUAUCUCAGUGUCCAGAAGGCGACCAGUGGGCACCAACUGCUCAACUUGUGGCCGUUGGCCAGGAGCUUGGGUUGCAUCUGGACUGUUCAAACUGGAAGAUUCCCCCUUGGGAGAAGGGUUUGAGACGGAGGUUGGCAUGGGCACUUUAUAUGCAAGACAAAUGGGGUGCUUUGGUUCAUGGACGACCUUCACACAUCUUUCCAUCCAACUGGGGUGUGCGGGCUUUGGCUGUCAACGACUUCCCGGACGUUGAGUGGGACGAGAACGAUUCUGAUGAGAAACAAGACAUUGAGAAGGGUCGGCUUCUGUUCACCCGUUUUGUGCAGCUGUCUGAAAUCUUGGCUGAGAUUCUCGAGACCUUUUACACAUUAAACUCAACACAGAACAUUGCCGACGCCGGGUUGCAAGGGACUCAGCUGGUCUUGUCUCUUGCAAAACCUGUUCAGCUCAAACUUAAAGAGUGGUACAGCGGCUUACCAGCUAGUAUUCGCCUUGAGUCCUACUCUAUGACGAGUUAUUCUCCGGCUUCCCCACCGUCGACCAACAGAUUAUCCAGCAUCGGGUAUCUCCAUCUGGGGUAUUUUGCCACGGAGAUAACAUUACACCGUAGAAUCAUUCGAUCUUUGGCAUCAAACCCGACCGCCGUGGACCCAUAUGUUCAGCAUAUUUGUCGAAGUGCAGCAAAGGCGCGCCUUAUCUCAGCCAUGGACUUUGUGAACCGGCUGACGCCGAACCAUCUACGGUCCUUCUGGUUUUUUGCAUCCAAGACCAACUUUGCGCUGAUUGGAACUUUUGGCUCGUUAUUGUGGGCGACAUCUCCCGGUCGAGAGGAAGCCGACUGGUACCGUCGUCGCUUGGGGGAGUAUCGCUGGACACUGUCGGUGAGCUUCAAGCCUGGCGAGAGUAAGGGCUUAACGCAAUUCGCGAUGACUAUGCUGGAUAUUUCUACCGGAUUGUUAAAGAGAUUACCUGAGAAGCCGUCCAUGAGUCGCAGUGGGAGCUUGGCAGACAUGUCAGCGCCGUCAGGGCCACCUUCAUUCCCAGGGUCAUUCUCUGGUGGCGGUAGCCUGAUGGGCCAGUUCAGCAACAUUCAUAGCGCAGAUGUGAGUAGCGCUCAAAGUCCUCGCAGCGAUGAGUCGAGCAGUGACGAUGAAAUGGAGGACAAUUAUGCCACACCAAUUUAA